Molecule: messenger RNA, 709 nt
Organism: Triticum urartu
Lineage: Eukaryota; Viridiplantae; Streptophyta; Magnoliopsida; Poales; Poaceae
Source: RefSeq, a predicted model, not a curated record
CAGCAUCGGCCGCAUUGUGGGCUCAGCCAGCGAGCGGCGCAGCAAGCCAAGCAGCCAAAGCCAACGAUCAUCGCCUCGUCGUCGUCGGCCAUGGAGGAUCACUUCGGCCGGAGGAUAUCCAGGGAGGAGGAGGAGGCGGUGGUGAAGCCGACGAGGAGCUUCCGGUACGAGGACUACAGCACCAGGCGGGUGUUCCUGCGCAGCUACCCUCUACAGUGGGACUCGCCGGCGCCCGGCGGCGGCGUCGACGAGAAGCAGGGCGGGGCGGAGGACGACGACGAGGACCGGUACGGCGACGGCGGCGGCCGCGACAGGCGGUGGAAGCGGCAGGUGGUGGCGGCGGUGGUGGAGUGGGGCGAGGACAAGCUGCUGCUGCUCCGGCGGGUCAAGAAGCGGCUGGCGCUCUACCUCAUCGGCUGCCACUACAGCCGCCCCGCGCUGCCGUACAAGUACGGCGGCGGCUCAUGCACCACCGCCAUGCUCAAGUCCAUGUGAUCGCCCGCCGCCAUGGCGAGCUGGCUCAGCUGCUCGUGUUUGUCCAUGAUACGCGGCAGACAGUUGUUAGUCUGCUCGUGCCAUUAGCCUUUCCCUGCUGCUCUGUUUUGUGCGCCUGAAAUACUCUGUAUCUAUGUGUGUCCCUACGUAGAGGUAAUAAUAAGAGUUUGUACGAGUGAUGAAACGCUCAUGUAUAUACGUAUUUUCUUGUGAA